CCCGCCUCCGCGGCAUGAAUGAGAGGCGCGGCGCCCGCCCCUCCCCCGCCGGGCCCGCCCCUCGCCGGGGCCGAAGCUAUCAGUCGCCACCGCCAGCUCAGCGGCUCGGACUCGCGGACGCGGCUUGCUAGCAGUACGCUGCCCGAAAGCUGCCGCCGGGCGCCGCAGCCCUCACGCCUGCUGCCCACCGCCCGGGAUAGAGAUGUCAAUUGGGCCAAUGAGAUGACUUAGCAGAUAAAGGCACUUGCCACCAAGACUUGAAAACAUCCCAGAACCCACAAGUUCAUCCAUGAGCUCAGAUUUCCCACAUUACAACUUCAGGAUGCCUAAUAUUGGAUUCCAGAAUCUGCCUCUCAACAUAUAUAUUGUGGUUUUUGGCACUGCUGUAUUUGUCUUCAUUCUUAGCUUGCUCUUCUGUUGCUACUUGAUUAGGCUAAGACAUCAAGCACACAAAGAAUUUUAUGCCUACAAACAGGUUAUAUUAAAAGAAAAAGUAAAAGAACUGAAUUUACAUGAGCUCUGUGCUGUGUGUCUAGAAGACUUCAAGCCUCGAGAUGAACUGGGGAUUUGUCCAUGUAAGCAUGCCUUCCACAGAAAGUGCCUUGUUAAGUGGCUGGAAGUCCGGAAAGUAUGUCCCCUGUGCAACAUGCCGGUGCUGCAGCUGGCCCAGUUGCAUAGUAAACAGGACCGAGGUCCCCCUCAAGAGCCGCUCCCUGGGGCAGAGAACAUUGUAUAGCUUGCUGCAAGAAUCAGACUUGCUGGAUGCAUCCGUGUGGAGCCAGGAGGAAUACAGCAAACUUUGUUUGGGCUGCUCUCUGCCUGGGGCACCCACUGUCUCUUCCUUUGCUUCAUGAAGAACUCCUGAGCCAGGCAAGCUGAGACCCCAGGCAUCUGGAUCUUGUGACAACCAAAGCCCUCUGACAUCAUCCUAGGCCAAGAGGAGUGGAUAAGCCUGCAGGUUUGGUUUCAGAAAUUCCCUGAGUAUCUCUUGCUGUCUCCCAGGCACCUCCACAUCAACCAGAAGGGAAGAUAACAUGGAUGUUAGAGAAAUGAACUGAGAAUGAGACUUUAAUGCCACACCCACCUGUGGACCUAUAAGCUGCUGUAUAGACCUCACCUGCCUCUGUUGCCACAAACCCUCUUGGCAUCCUGAAUGGUGAAACCAGCUGCUCCAUCAGCUGAAGCACAACUGGCUGCCAGUGUUUGGUGAGGUAGCCCCUGCAAGGCUCUUCGGGUUCUAUGCCUUUACUAAGGCCUUCUUGGAACCUGAAGACUAUGGGAGCAGCAGCAGCAGAACCUCUCGCCAUACACACACUGGUUCACACUUGCUGUCAAAUCUUCCAAGUUGAAGCCAUUAGACACUUGGAAAGGCCUGGUCAGGAACCAUUCCUCUUCUGUUUUCCUUCCUAGUCAGCAGUAAGACCCAGCAGGAGCUUGACCCUGAACCUCCACUGUCUUGUGUAACCCAGGAGCCAGGGUACUGCUUAAUACCCCACAAACGCAGUAUGAUUCCAUUUCAGCUGCUGGCCUCAGUCGGCUCCAAAGAGGAGCUCCUUUCUCAGCAACGCCGGUCCUUACCCACCUGGAUGACCGGGGCGCUGACACUUUGCUUUUUUCCUUCUUUCUCUCCCCUCCUCUCUUCUGCUCCUUUUCUACAUAAGAAAAACGGUCUUACUGAAUUUUUAAACAUUUAUCCCAAAUAAGCUCUCCUGUAAUUCUGAAGCGUGAAGCCAGUGAGCCACUUGGAGUUGUAAAUAGUUUGAGGAAACUCCUGCAUGGCUGACCUUCUGUUGGUGUGUACCUCAGUUAUUUGGACUUGGUAUCCCUAACUGAAGGUGUUUUUAUAUGAGAAAUGCAUGCUGCUCUUUGGCUUUUCUGUCCAACUUUUCCAGAGAUAAUUGCCUCCAAUGGGCUUUGUGGACACUGUAAAUUAGCCAUUAGCCAUGUAAAAAGCACAGAACAUUCUUUUUACACAGCUUGCUCUCCCCUCCCUCGUUGCAACAGUGCCCUCUGUAAUGCCUCAUCAACUGUUCUGCCCUGCUGUCCCACAGUUGUGAGGAGGAAGUUUUUUGCAGGAAGUACAGUCUGGCAUGGGGGGGUGGGGGGGGCUUUGCUACUCUGUUCUUGGCAUCUACCCAAUCUUAGAAUGAGAGGAGACCUGCCUUUGCUCCUGGUAACUGAGGUCAGAUGGGGAAGAAAAUUAAAAUUCCUAUUUGUCUAAUGUUAAA
Molecule: messenger RNA, 2228 nt
Organism: Phodopus roborovskii (desert hamster)
Lineage: Eukaryota; Metazoa; Chordata; Mammalia; Rodentia; Cricetidae
Gene: Rnf24
Product: ring finger protein 24
Exons: 7
Coding region: 290-736 (148 amino acids)
Cellular component (GO): endomembrane system
Molecular function (GO): ubiquitin protein ligase activity; zinc ion binding
Source: RefSeq, a predicted model, not a curated record